Onychomys torridus (southern grasshopper mouse) is the source of this 1784-nucleotide messenger RNA. RefSeq names its product serine/arginine repetitive matrix 5 (gene Srrm5). The coding region runs from base 1 to 1638 and encodes 545 amino acids. The record is from RefSeq and is a predicted model, not a curated record. Lineage: Eukaryota; Metazoa; Chordata; Mammalia; Rodentia; Cricetidae. The transcript has a single exon.
AUGCAUUCUCCAUCAAAGAGAUCCUCCAAGCUCGGCAUGGCUCCGGCACCCACUGGGCCCACUGGGCCCUCCAUGCCCACCACAGCUCCCACAGCUCCAGCUUCCCUGAAGACCACCAAAGCAGCAGUGUCCAACAGUCCCUCAGUGCAUCCUAAGUCCCCUAACUUGGUCAUGAGCCCUAAUAGUCCUAAGUCUACCAGAUCAACAGGUACCAAGACAGCUCCUUCAUCCCGGCCAAGCAGCAGGUCCCAAGGCCACAGCAAGAUGAGAACAUCCAGUCAGGUGAGCACUGAUACCAAGGCCAGGAAGGCCAGCAAGGGCAGGAAGGAUGGCAAGACUGGCCUUGUAGGACGACAUCAGCAGAAAGGCCCACACAGCCGAGGGCGAACUCCGGGAAGGAGGGGAAGCCACAGCUCCAAGACGUCCCCAAGCAGAUCAAGUACUCCUAGCAGGAAGAGAACCCAUUCUGCCAAACCAGGUGUGGCCAAGAAGGCAAGGACCCCUACUUCCCACCGCAAACAAGGCCAAGGCAAGAGUUACAGCCAACCUAGAACCAGUACUCAGGAAAGGAGCACUAGCCAGUCUAGAAACAUGUGCUGGGAAAAAAGCCCUAAGCUGCCAGGGGCCUCAGACCCAAGGAGCAGCUCUAGACUACCUGAAAUCCCCAGUAGGGCCAAAAGCCACAGCCUAAGUAGGACAGCCUUCAAGAGCUCUAGCAAAUCUCCUGUGGCAUCCAGGAGAGCCAGGAGCUAUAGCCAGGGGAUGUCCCCCAGCAGGGAACAGACUCCCACCCUGACUGAUCUCAAUGCCACGUCAGGAAUGGUCAAGAGUUACAAGCAGGACAGCAGCCUCAGCAGGGCCCAAAGCUUCAGCCGUUCGAGGACCCCCAGCAGGACCCGAAGUCACAGUCGCUCUAGGACCCCCAGAAGGUCAAGAAGUCGCAGUCACAAGAGGACCCAGAGCCGGGUGAGAAGUUUCAGCUGGAGGAGAAAUCGUGGUAGGGCCAGAAGUCGCACCCGGAGGGUCACACCCACACAGCCGAGACGGAGCCAGUCCAGAGCCCACAGCCAGGAGGAGAGUCACAAUCCAUGGAGGGCUCCAGGAAGAGAGAGAAGCCAAGCAUGGUCUAGGACCUCCAGUGAGGAAAAGAGCCACAGCCGGUCCAGAAGUACCAGAGAGAAAGAUCACAGCCGAUCAAGACCCGCCAGGAAGAAGGGGCACAGGCGGUCUAGGAAGCCCAGCACUGGGAGCGGGUGCAGCCAGUCUAGAAACCCCAGCACAGACACAGCCCAAAGCCAGUCUCCAGCCUCCAUCAAGAAAAGAGCACGGAGCAAGGAGAGUCGCCACAGCCAACCGAGAACCACCACAGAGCAGAGCUCCCGAAGCUACUCUAGAAACCACAACAAGGACCAAGAACACAACCAAGCCGCAGACCCUCAGAGCCACCUAGGGAAGCCAUCUCCCACCAUGACCACGAGUUCUAGUCAGAAGAGAGCCCACAGCAAGGGAAGGAGUCACUCCUCAUCACGACUUCCCAAAGGAAUCCAAGUCCGGGAUGACAGCUUUGUCAACCCCAGGACUUCUAAGGUCACCUCACCUGGGGAAAGGUCUUCAUCAUCUUCCUCCAAGCUGGCGUAGCCUCCAGUCUCGGCGGGCUCACGGGUCUCUGUCAUGGCCAGGGGAGGGGACAAGAGACAGGAGCAGAGCAGCGACUGGGCAGGGUCCCUCCCCGGCCAGCUCUCCCACGGUCACACCUCCAGCCACAAACUCUUCUAACACGGGAU